AGAGUCCUUGUGAGUGAGAGGACUUUGCUGCUUGUGUAUGUGCUCUUUUUUUGCGUGUGUGUGUGUGUUUGCCCUGGUGACGACAGAACUGCAGGUUGGGGCAGGGUGGCUGUGUGACGCUGUGUGUGAGGGGAGUAUCCUGAGCUCGGUCUUUCACUCAGACACACACAAACACACAGAAGAUAUUGCUCACCGGUGCUCACACACACACACAUACACACAGAAAGACAGAGGAGACAAGAGCAAGACAUCAGAGGUGACCAAAAAAAGGACUUUGUAAAGCAAGAAAACAAAAAGAGUGAAAGAAGAACAAGAUACGACAAGAGAAAACAUGACAAUUGGCAAGAACUCGAGGAAAAGCUCUGCGCGGAGCUCCAUCCGGGCCCCAAAGUUUCUGGACAAAUCCAGUGGCUUCUACGGUCGCCUUGAUGAGCCUGAGGCGCCUGGAGAAGGAGAGAAGGUGAGGGGAAAAGAAGUGGAGGAGACAUUCAACUGGACAGAGGACGGCAACGGAGACGGGGGAGUCACAAGCAGCCCCAGUCCAAGUGAGGUGCGCAUGUCUGGGGCCGAUGAGAAGGAAGAAGUCGAGGAGUUUGAGCUCAAUGAAGGGAUGAUGGAAGACGACGGGGAGACUCUCCUCCAGAGGAAACCCAGCCGUCGCAGCAGCCGCUGGAGAAGAAGCUCCAGGAGGAAGCAGAAGGAGGGGCGAGCCGAGGAGGACGCUGCCCGGGAUGAGAGGCCCAGCCUGGGCACAGAGAGUCCCGUUGAACCACACGUCCUGGAGGACACCAAGGUCAUGAUCGAAGUGAAGGAGAUGGAGGAAGAGGAUGGCAAGGCAGGAAAGGGAAAGGAGCCCAUGCUUGUUCACUUCCCGGUUCGGGAGGAUAAAGACGACCAGGUCCUGAUCAGAGACAGGAAGAAGGAGGAAGAGGAGGAGAGGGAGACAAAAAGGGAACAAGAGGAGGGGAAGAAGGUGGUGAAGAGGAACACGGCGAAGAAUUAUCGCAAGGCCUUGGACCGAGCCUUCCGUCGCGGCUGGGAAGCCUUCAUCGCCAACGUCUACAGCGUCACGCUCACACCUGUGACAUCAUCCUCACCGCCGUCUUCUUCACCUUCGUCAAAGAAGAAACCGCAGUCCAGCUUGGUGUUAGCUGAGUUCCUGUAGAACUGGAGAGCGACAUG
Molecule: messenger RNA, 1182 nt
Organism: Etheostoma cragini (Arkansas darter)
Lineage: Eukaryota; Metazoa; Chordata; Actinopteri; Perciformes; Percidae
Product: cilia- and flagella-associated protein 251
Exons: 3
Coding region: 332-1165 (277 amino acids)
Source: RefSeq, a predicted model, not a curated record